This is a messenger RNA of Drosophila rhopaloa, 553 nucleotides long. RefSeq lists its product as uncharacterized. Lineage: Eukaryota; Metazoa; Arthropoda; Insecta; Diptera; Drosophilidae. The coding region runs from base 104 to 487 and encodes 127 amino acids. The record is from RefSeq and is a predicted model, not a curated record. The transcript has a single exon.
UCAAAUUACGCAUACAUUAUGAAAAGCUUGUUUUACUUUCGUCGGUUAACCUAAAUUUUAGAAUUAGUCUUUUAGCACCGGUAACGUAACCAUCUAUCGCAUUAUGUUCCUGGGUCGGGCCCUGAUCGGAUUCCCGAUUUUCAAGGCUAAGACGCGGUUGGAGCAGCGGCGCCGAAUGUCGGAGCAAAGGCUACCAUACCAUCGGAGACCAGUGCCGGUGGAGAUUCAGGAGCGGAAGGACUCGUGGACCGAUCUGAAGAGACCGCCCUUUCUGCUGGUGAAGAGUUUCCUGAACUUGCGCCACAUGGACCCCGACUAUGGGAUGGAUAUCACGCGAGUUACGGAUGAGCUAAGUUUCCAGCCACACCGCACUCUCUUCAUCAAUAUCAUGCGAAUGCCGCAUCGUAGCCUUUCGGAAACUUCGGAAAGCUUAGAAGAGAUGAUAGUUAAGAAUCCACUAGCUUCGGAUCCGGUUCCAGAGCCUUGAGUGUGGGUGUUGAGUUUAAUGAAAAAUAAUGUUUUUUUUUUUAAGUUUUUCAAAAUAAAUGUUUUU